Capsella rubella is the source of this 1306-nucleotide messenger RNA. Its product is annotated as homeobox-leucine zipper protein ATHB-20. The transcript has 3 exons. Gene Ontology annotation, biological process: positive regulation of DNA-templated transcription. Lineage: Eukaryota; Viridiplantae; Streptophyta; Magnoliopsida; Brassicales; Brassicaceae. Gene Ontology annotation, cellular component: nucleus. Gene Ontology annotation, molecular function: DNA-binding transcription factor activity, RNA polymerase II-specific; sequence-specific DNA binding. Bases 226 to 1092 code for a protein of 288 amino acids. The record is from RefSeq and is a predicted model, not a curated record.
CCUCUCUAACUUGAUCUUUUCCUCCUCGUCUCUUUCUCUCUCUCUCUCUCUUUCUUUUAUAUGAGAGGUUGAUGAGAUCCACAAGAAACUCCACAUUCAUUUGUCACUGAUUUCCAAAUUUGUAUAAAGCAAAGCCUUUGAUCAUCACUAGAUUUGCUUCAAAUUCCAUCAUAUAGGAGCAUAAUCAGUGAUCUAUCAUUGGAGUUAUACUUUAUAUGUAUAUACAUGUAUGUGUUUGAUCCAAACGCAGACGCAGACGCAGGAUUGAGUUUGGAGAUGGCGUUUCCUCAACAUGGUUUUAUGUUCCAACAACUUCAUGAAGACACUAGUCAAGAUCAACUUCCUUCCUGUCCUCCUCACCUUUUCAAUGGAGGAGGAAACUACAUGAUGAACAGAUCUAUGUCUUUAAUGAACGUGCAAGAAGAUCAUAAUCAAACCUUGGAUGAGGAGAAUCUAUCAGACGAUGGAGCACAUACUAUGCUUGGAGAGAAGAAAAAGAGACUGCAGUUAGAGCAAGUUAAGGCAUUAGAAAAGAGCUUCGAGCUUGGGAACAAGCUGGAGCCAGAGAGGAAGAUACAACUAGCUAAAGCAUUAGGGAUGCAACCGAGGCAGAUCGCGAUUUGGUUUCAAAACAGGAGAGCUAGGUGGAAGACUAGACAGCUCGAGAGAGAUUAUGACUCACUCAAGAAACAGUUUGAGUCUCUUAAAUCCGACAAUGAUUCUCUACUUGCCUACAACAAGAAACUCCUUGCUGAGGUGAUGGCUUUGAAGAACAAGGAAUGUAAUGAAGGAAACAUAAUAAAGAGAGAAGCAGAAGCCUCAUGGAGCAACAAUGGAAGCACAGAGAACAGCUCAGACAUAAAUCUGGAGUUGCCAAGAGAGACAACUACGACACAUGUGAACACUAUCAAAGACCUUUUCCCUUCAUCGAUUCGAUCAUCUGCACAUCGUGAUGAUGACCAGAAUCACGAAAUAGUUCAAGAAGAAAGCCUUUGUAACAUGUUCAAUGGCAUUGAUGAAACGACCUCCUCGGCUGGUUACUGGGCAUGGUCUGACCCAAACCACAACCACCACCACCACCAAUUCAACUGAUGCAUCAUCCUAAACCUCUUAAGUAAAAUCAUCAUCAUCAUCUUCACAAUCUAUCUCUUUGAAUUUGACUCUUUGGAAUCAUUGCUACUCUUUUUAUAUUUAAAUUGUUCAUUUUGUUUUCUUUGGGGUUUGUACUUUGUAGAGCAUUGGUGCAUGUAUAGUGCGAAAAUUUGUUGUUGCAUUAAUUUAAUAAAUAAAGUAAAAUCUUUUUUUC